Molecule: messenger RNA, 621 nt
Organism: Hylaeus volcanicus
Lineage: Eukaryota; Metazoa; Arthropoda; Insecta; Hymenoptera; Colletidae
Exons: 4
Coding region: 148-591 (147 amino acids)
Molecular function (GO): nucleic acid binding
Source: RefSeq, a predicted model, not a curated record
CCUUUACCAUUCGUUUUUAUUUUUAAUUACCGGUUUUAUUUACAGAAGUAUCGUUUAUAUAACGGGACUAUAAGACCCCCAAAGUACAUAGAUCAAUUUUCGUAUAUAAACGCAUAAUUUUUUACUGGAUUUAUAGAAUUAGCUUUAAUGGAAAAAAUAGAAAAAAUCCCCUCCCCGGUUCCCCCAUCCACGGAAGAAACAAAGUCAACUAAAGCUAAGGGCCAAAUUGCGACACCAGAACGCGCUGAAAAUUCAAUCCAUGUAGGGACUCUUCGCGGACCAAAAUUUUAUUCACGCUUAGGAACAAUUAUGCUUAAUGGCUCCGGUGGUCGACCCCCAAAACAUGAAGAGAUAUUAAUGACAGGGUUGGGUUUGGCUACCCGUUGUGCUAUAAGCGCAGCAUGCAUAAUGGAACGUGAAAAAACCGGAAUUAUACGUCACAUUGAAACAAGUUAUUUUGCCUCAACACGAGUCACGUCUAGUAGAGUUCCCAAAAUAACAAUUACCAUUGUUAGAAACUCUAACGCUAGCAAAGUUGAGGAGAAUAUGAAUGAAAGCAAAGAGUCUGGUGAAAUAAGAGUUUUCAUAUAAAUUACCCUAACAAAUUCAAUUCUUACCAAA